GGUAAUGUUUACGUAACCAUAGUAACGAGAAAAACAAAAAAUUUCCAAUUGAAAGUCAACAUGUUUGUUUUCAUUUAAUUUCUGUUACUUUUGAUUGUUUACAAUUAAUAUUUUUCUAAUUUUUACUGUUCAAUUGUUUCCAUGAUGAUGUUGUACAGACUUAAGCCUUUUUGUCUUGGAAAUAAUCAAUUAAUUGUUGGAACAAUUUGGAGAAUCAAUUAUUCCGUGUUAAGAAGUUGUCAACCAAGUUGUUUAAUACAAAGAAAGACUUUUAAUUUCACCUUUAGACGAGUUAAUUGUUCAAGAUUUAGCUCAAAAAGUGUUACAUCAAAUGAAGAUGAUGAUGGAGAUUUUUUUGGAAUCAAAUAUUUUUCUGCCGAUGAUAUUAAAGGAAUUGAUGGUUUAGACGAAGAUAAAAAGAGCAAGUUAAUCGAGAAAGUGAAUGAAAUUAAACAAUUAGAAAGUUUAAAAGUCUCUUCAGAAGGAUUUCAACGAUCAACAACCUUUGGAAAAGUGAGAUUAGAUUCAGAAAAUAAGAUUGAUUACAUGGGACAAUUUGAGAACGACAGUAAACACAUUCUGGUUGAGAAACGAAGACGAUACCUGUUGGAACUUUCGUUAGCUGAAGAUGAAGAAAAAGCUGAAAUCAAUAAGCCAAAUCGAUCCAAUUUAAUAGAGGAACAAUAUUUCAACACCAUAACAGAUUCUGAAAAAUCUGAAAUGAAAUCAAAGGAGAUUUCGUCUUCACCUGAAGAUGAUCUUAAUUUUAUAGAUUAUCAAUAUUUCAAAGAAGUUUAUUCUCCUGAAUUGAAUGCUGACAAUUUACCAUUCGGACAGAUUAAUUUUCACUACACACCACAAUGGGAUGAAUAUAAUCAAUCACUUGGUUCAUUUGAUUCUCAUGGAGUUAAUGAUUAUCGUCGUUCACCUGAAGCUUUGAUCAAAGAUCUGGACAAAAUAUCUUUCUCCGGUGAUUCUCCUCUUAGAUCAAUCGAAGAAGUGGCCCACGAAUUAAUGUUAUUAAAAGAAAGUCGAUCAUCUACUGAGGAAAUUGAAGAAACGGAAAAAAUUGAAGAGAAAACUGAAAAAAAGGAAUCUCCUGAUGUUCCAAUUGAAGAUAAUGAAGCAGUCGACGUGAAAGAUAUUCCAAGAACUGCCCUAGAAUAUGUGACCCAAAUUCGACAGGGAAAAUUACAGCCCGAAGAUAAGGCUUAUUUAGCUCAUUUGGAAGCGAAAUACAAGAAACUUGGAAGUGACUUUAAGAUGCGAACCGUUAAUGAGAACAAAGAAUCAUUUGAUUCUUCAGGGAAGCGAAAUUACCUUGAACAAGUUCCUAAAUUAAAUCUACUACGUCGAGAUGAACUGGUCGAUUUGCUCGCUAAUCGAGUAAUUUUCAAUGAAAGAGAUUUAAUUGCUAUUGAUAAACCAAAUGGUCUAAUUGUUGAAGGUGCAGGAAAUUCAAAGUACCCAUCAUUAGAAGCAAUUCUACCCGAUCUUUCAAAAGCACUUUUUCCAAAAGAGAAUGAAUCAAUUUAUAUUGUCCAUAGAUUAGAUAGAGAUGCUACUGGAGUUCUACUUUUAGCUCGAUCAUUGUCGAUGGUUAAGACACUACAAAAUUUAUUCGCUGAAAGGAAAAUAAGCAAAUACUAUUGGGCUUUAGUUCGAGGUGUACCCGAUCCUCCAAUGGGAAUAAUUGAUAUUCCAAUUGAAUCAAGUACAGUUAAUGGAGUUGAACGAAUGUAUCUGAUGCCAGAAUGUGAUGUUGACUUUAAUCGUAAAAUGGGCUCAACUAGAGGAGCAUUUCCAGCUCAAACUCAUUAUCGAAUAUUGAGAAAACAUGGAAACGCUUGUAUGGUCGAAUUGAAACCCGAACAAGGAAUUAAACAUCAAAUUCGAGUUCAUCUUGGUUUCGCUCUUCGAACACCAAUUUUAGGUGAUGCUAAAUACUCGUAUCUUGAUAAAAUUGCACCACAAAAAUUACCCGAUGAUAUGUUGACCAAAUUAAACGUUCGCCAGGCCAAAGUCAGAAAUAUUCCGUUACAUCUUCACGCCAAAUUGUAUAUCAUCCCAGGAAUCGGAGUCAAUGGAGGUAAUAUUUCAAUCUCAGCUCAUCUUCCAGGCUUUUUCCGUAAAAAUAUGACUAGUCUAGGUUUAUAUAAACGAGAGAGUAUAAUUAAAAACCCAAUUGCCUUUUAAUCAAUCAUAUAUAAUCUAUUUAUCUUGUAAUUUAAUUUCCACCUUUAAUCGUUUACCUUAAUAAACGAUUAGAAAGAAUCAAAAAUUUUUUGAUCUGAUCUUACAUUUUUAUAUUAAAGUAACCCUCAAGUCUUCAUGUAGAUUAUUGAAAUUACAACCAACUAAAUGUACGAUAUCAAAUUGAUCAAUUGUAUUGAUCAUACUGUUACCAUUUGAUGAAGAAAUGAAUACGAUUAAAAGGGGAAUUAGUGAGA
Messenger RNA from Panonychus citri (citrus red mite), 2450 nucleotides. RefSeq lists its product as uncharacterized. Gene Ontology annotation, molecular function: RNA binding; pseudouridine synthase activity. The record is from RefSeq and is a predicted model, not a curated record. NCBI's taxonomy places the organism in Eukaryota, Metazoa, Arthropoda, Arachnida, Trombidiformes, Tetranychidae. Gene Ontology annotation, biological process: pseudouridine synthesis.